This is a messenger RNA of Dermacentor silvarum, 1086 nucleotides long. RefSeq lists its product as uncharacterized. The record is from RefSeq and is a predicted model, not a curated record. Lineage: Eukaryota; Metazoa; Arthropoda; Arachnida; Ixodida; Ixodidae. The transcript is spliced from 3 exons. The coding region runs from base 1 to 1086 and encodes 361 amino acids.
AUGGCCAGCGCGUUUAUCCAGCCACCACUGCACUUGGAAGCGGCCGACAGCGACGACGUAGACCCAGUGAAGUACGUUCUUGACAAGUUUGACGAGCUGUAUUGCCCGUACAAGAACGUCAUACAGGCAGCGACCCUGUUCAACUCUAUAGUGCAAAAGCCAGUAACAAACUCAGCCAACACACCGCCCCAAGAGCAGUACCAGCAAGUGCUGGAUGAAUUUCCUGAAAUCUUUGAAGACAUCGGUCAACUUCCAGGACUGUACAGCAUUCACCUGCGUGAAGGUGCCGUUCCAUCAGUUUGUGCUCCUCCCAAAAUACCAGGCGCACUCGAAGACAAGCUGAAAAUGAAGCUCAAACGAAUGGAGGAGAAUGGCGUGAUAGUGCCAGUGACUGAACAUAGUGAGUGGGUUCAUCCAAUUGUGGUAAUAACAAAGAAAGACGGGACUGUUCGUUUGUGCCUGGAUCUACGCAACCUAAAUGCAGCCCUCAAGAGGCACCUCUACCCCAUACCACAUCCUGAGGAGCUCUUUGCGAGCCUAAGUGGCUCAACAGUGUUCUCCAUUCUUGAUGCCAAGAGCGCAUUCUGGCAACUGGCCCUGGAUGAGGCAAGUUCAAGGCUUUGUACUUUCACAACACCCUGGGGCAGAUACCGCUUUGUCAGAGUACCCUUUGGGCUUGCCAUAGCUCCCGAGCUGUUCCAACAGGCCAUUGAUGAAGUGUUUCAAGGCCAAGUCAUAGUGAAGCCAUACUUCGACAACAUACUGGUCGCCUCAAGGACUUCCGUAGAACACAUGGCCCAUCUUCGAAUGGUGCUGACUAUUGCAAGAAAGAACAACUUGAAGUUCAACAAAGCAAAAUUAAAGUUGAGACUUUCAGCCAUCACAUAUCUGGAACAUCGGCUUUCCAACGAGGGGCUAGCUCCAGACCCCGAAAAAGUCAACUCCAUUGAAUCCAUGGCUAUGCCCACCGAUAAGUCACAGCUACAAAGGCUUUUAGGAAUGGUGACCUAUCUGACAAAGUUCAUCCGCAACUUUUCAGCUACGACCAUGGCAGCCCAUUGCGUGAGCUACUCAAGGCGGAUGUAG